AUGACUGAAUUUAAGCUAUCCUACGAGUCUCAACUGGACAUCUAUCACCCCUCCUACCGCUACGAAGCCCAGGACCCGGACUGGAAAUCUGCCGCUCUCCGUGGCCCUGCACUCCCUGCUCUAGGAAAUGCAACUGCAGGUGCAGUCGGCGCAGCCAUCUCCAAUGUGGUCGUCUACCCUCUCAACGUCAUCGUCGCCCGUCUACAGACCCAGAAGCAGAAAGACGGCGACUCAAGCGAGAAAUCAGAUGAAGACGAGAGUUCCAACGAAAAAUACACCAGUGUGGUGGAUGCUGCCUGCAAGAUAUAUGCACAGCAAGGCAUUGCCGGCUUCUACCCUGGUCUAGCGCAGGAUACCUGGAAGACAGUCGCGGAUUCUUUCCUUUUCUUUCUUGCAUAUAGUGUCAUCCGCCAGAAGAGGAUGGUCGCCCAUGUAGGUGUAGAGCGAGCCGCUAAGAGCAGAAAUAAUGUCCUUCCGAUAAUCGAUGAACUUGCCGUUGGGGUCUUAGCUGGCUCGUUUGCCAAGCUCUUCACCACCCCACUAUCCAAUAUUGUCGCGCGCAAGCAGACAUCUGCGGCGCGCAAUGGCAGACACGCGACGAACUUGUCCACCAGUGACAUCGCCGCUCGCAUCCGCGCUGAGAAGGGUAUACUAGGCUUUUGGUCUGGUUACUCGGCCACCCUGAUACUCACACUGAAUCCCUCUCUCACGUUCUUCCUCAAUGAAUUCCUCAAACGGACCCUCCUCCCACGCUCUAAGCGCGACAAGCCCCCUCCAGCUUUGACAUUCCUUUUGGCGGCCUUAAGCAAAGUAGCCGCCUCGUCGAUCACCUACCCCUUCUCUCUCGCGAAAACAAGAGCGCAAGUACUGAGCUCGGACUCCAAGGUUAAGUCUGGAAAUGCAAAGACUCGUGCCUCCCUUCUCGCCUCCCUCAUCCCCGAGAUUCUUUCUACUGUCGCCACUAUCGCCCGCAGAGAUGGUAUACAAGGACUCUAUGCCGGGCUCCAUGGUGAAGUGCUGAAAGGCUUCUUCUCGCACGGCUUUACAAUGCUCGCAAAAGAUGCAGUGUACGCCUUCAUAGUCAAGAGCUACUAUCUCCUUCUGCUGCUAGGACGUCGCUAUCCCACGCCAGACGAACUUAUCCAGCGUGCCCGCGAACAGGCGUCGGAGUAUACCGAGAUCGCACGUGAAGGAGCGCGUGACUUUGCGGAGAGAACGAAGGAGGGCGCCGAGGAGCUGGUGAACGCUAAUUCUGGCGGUAACGCUGUUGGUGUUACGUCUUAUCCCACAGGCGCUGCUGAUGCCACCAGGAGUGCGCCUACUGGCAUUGGUGCAUUUUCGAGCCUGAAGGUUCAUGUUUCAUCCGAUUCUGAUGAAAUCAAUGAGACGGCUGAGCUGGUUGGUGAUUAUGUUGAGGAUGAAGCGGUGGAGUGGAAGAGCCUUUAUCAUUGGUUCUGGGAGAAGGAUCGUGGGCCGCAUCGAGAAUAA
Penicillium digitatum Pd1 is the source of this 1488-nucleotide messenger RNA. Its product is annotated as putative mitochondrial carrier protein. Gene Ontology annotation, cellular component: membrane. Gene Ontology annotation, molecular function: ADP transmembrane transporter activity. Gene Ontology annotation, biological process: transport. NCBI's taxonomy places the organism in Eukaryota, Fungi, Ascomycota, Eurotiomycetes, Eurotiales, Aspergillaceae. The record is from RefSeq and is a predicted model, not a curated record.